UGUCUUUUUAUUUAAAUAAUUACACUUUAAAAACCUAUUAAAAAUCAAAUGUGAAGUGAUGAUAACCUACAGUAAGGCCUUACUUUACCAUCCCAUCUAUUAAAUACAUUUAAAUUAAAUACAAAUAUUAAUAAGCAACAUACAUUUGAUGCUGAAGUUUUAAAGAAAGUCGAACAGCUGGACAGGUGGAAGUAAUUGAUUAUGCACCGUAACCAGCAUUUGUUGAAGUGCUAAACCAGAUUUUAACACUUCUUUGGCAGGUGCAGAGAGAACAUUUUCUUUCUUUCAAUUUAUUCAACUAGUUCAGUUCAAUGAUUAAGAACAUAAGAGUGGCCAUACUGUGUCAGACCAAAGGUCCAUCUAGCCCAGUAUCCUGUCUUCUGACAGUGGCCAAUGCCAGGUGCCCCACAGGGAAUGAACCUAACAGGUAAUCAUCCCAUGCUCCAUCCCCUGUUGCCCAUUCCCAGCUUCUGGCAAUCAGAGGCUAGGGACAUUAGUUCAUUCAACAUUAAGAAAAUGAUUGGGAGUUGAAAAAGCAAGAAAACUUUUUGUCCCCUCUUCCAAUCUAUGAAUACAAAUGAGGUGUCAUAGGGUGAGAUCUACUAGUUCUGAAAUCUUGAAGGGCAGAGUGACCAGAAACAAUCAGUUCAGUUCACUACCUACAGAUCACACUUCCUUUGUUUAAUAAAUCAGUUGUUUAUCAAAACAGUUCUUGCAUUAAAAGCUUUUUUUUUUCUCCUCAUGUUGAAGGUAGUUUUAUUUAACUAAUAAAAAAGUGCUGGUUUUGUGCUAUUGUAACUGAAUUCCAAUUUCCAGCCAAAUACAGCUGGACACAAAUCACGAGUAAAAUAUUAAUCAUCUAGUAAAUAAGAAAUGCUUCAGUCUCCAUUUUCUAACAUAAGAAAAAAAGUACAAAGAAGAAUCUAAAUGUAUGUUAACUAAUUGCUCAAAUAAAUGUUUUUGCUAACUGGUAGGUUACACUAUAUCUAUACACAAGUACUAAAUUUAAUGUAAAGGCUACAUUUAAUUACAUAUCAACAGGUUUUAAUGGGUACCAACCAAUGAGAAUCAACCUUUCUUUAGGAAAGUAAUUAAAAAGUUAAAAUGCAAAGUGAGAUUAAAACUGAUCAGUGAAAUCAAGGUUUUAGUGAUGUCAAUUACUUUUAUUUAAAUCAGUCCACCCUGGAAUAAAGCCACUGAUUAUUCCCUGGAAAAAGAGGCAGAGAUGGGGCAAAUUUCCACAGAUAUACACCCAGUGGGAUCCAGGUCAAUCAGUCCUGGAUUAAAGCAGUUCCAGCAGGUUUAUAAGACCCUCCAAGCUGCUCAGUUUCCCACAGAUGUAUUUCCCUUCUGAGAACUACAGACUAGAAUGUAACAGACCACUUCAAGGUCCUCUUAGUGCUUCAGAUCAUUGGGGAAGUAACAUUUGUCAACACAAUUUUUCAACUUUAUAUAAUGUAUUAGAAAUAAAGCUAAGUUGAAAAGGAAAUAAGCAUAUUAAUAAUAGACUAAUAAAGAAGUCCAGUUAAUAACAGAAUGAUUCAGAAUAACGUGAAUCAACCAUUAAUUAUUAGCUGAAUCAGAUCAAUAUAUCAGACCAUUCCCACGUGGACUCUAGCAGUCUGGCAUGGCAGCAGUUCAUUUAGCUAUCAGCCCAGGCAAUGGGGUGUUUUGCCAGUUAGGUCUAAGCUUGUACUCCAGCCAAAGGCUUGAUGCAGAAGGGAAAGAACCAAGCCCCAAGACACAGCUAAUGUGUGGAUCAUAAUUUAAAUGGCUAGCAAUCAGCUGUUUCUGCCCAGAUUUCAUGUUUAGAUGAUCCCCUUAUUCACUGAGUGAGCAGCAUCUGACCUAGGAAGCUCAGCCACUGAGCAGAGAGAGAAAGCAAGCAGCAUCCCCUCCCUUAGCAAUACACAGAGCCCUCUGAUAGCAACUCUGUAUUGCUGUGGGAUUUUAAAAGCUGCUGUGUCCCACCCCAGAGGUGGCUGCAUUAGGGAUCCCUGAGCAGCAGUGCCUGUUAACUAGCUGCCAUACCCCACCUCAGAGCUACUUGCCCACCAGUUACCACAGAUCUUCUCUUUCUGUAAGCUACCAGUUGUUUAUCUAUGUUUUCCCAGUCACCGACCCCUGCUCUGGGCUCCCCUGCAGUCUGGACCUUAUCUCCUCCUCCCGCACAGGCUGAGCCCAGUGGGGUUGGUGCUCUCGGGAUAAACAAUCCCCCAGUGACUGCUCCCUGGCUGUUAUUCCAGUAUCAGAAGACUCCUGAGGUCUUCCAUUCCCAUUCAGGUUGAGCUGUGAAACAGAGAGAGCGGCCCAACUUGCAACUGGGGAACUAGGAAGCUUCUGCCAUGCUGGCACUCCUCCCUGUGCUGCCCUGCCUGCUGCUGCUCCUCUCCCUGCUAGGCCCUGGCUCUGCCUCCGAUGAUGGCACUGUGGUGCUCACCAGCAGUGGUCCCGUCCGGGGCAAGCAUCUCUUAGCCGGCUCCAGCACAGUCACCGCCUUCCUGGGCAUCCCCUACGCCAAGCCCCCCAUGGGGCCCUUGCGCUUCAAGAAACCAGUUCCUCACAAGCCUUGGAGGCAUGUCCUGGAGGCCACCAGCUACGGCAACUCCUGCCCCCAGCAAGUGUUUUCUGGUUACCCUGGCAGUGCCAUGUGGCUGCCUACCACACCGCUCUCAGAGGAUUGCCUCUUCCUCAACCUCUGGGUGCCCCAGCCCCAGCCCCAGGUUCCCGCUCUGGUCCCCAUCCUUGUCUGGAUCCACAGCGGGGGAUUCUUCAUCGGCACAGCCUCCCUUGACGUCUAUGAUGGGCGCUUCCUAGCCGCCACUGAGAGCGUCAUUGUGGCCUCCAUGAACUACCGGCUGGGGGCGCUGGGCUUCCUCUCGCUGCCGCCAGCCGCCCCAGGAAACGCUGGCCUGUGGGACCAGCGCCUGGCACUGCGCUGGCUGCAGAAGAAUGCAGCCGCUUUUGGUGGGGACCCAGCACGGAUGAUGCUAUUUGGCCAGAGCGCUGGUGGUGCCUCGGUCGCCUUCCACCUCCUCUCACCAGGGAGCCGGCACCUCUUUGCCCGGGCUGCGCUGCAGAGCGGAGUCGCCAAUGCACCUUGGGCUUCACUGAGCCCAAAGGAGGCCAGAGAGAGAGCCCGGGCACUCGGCCGACUGAUGGGCUGUGGCAAGGGCAGUGACGGUGCUGUGGUAGACUGUCUGAAGAAGAAAGAUUCGGAGGAGUUUGUCCGACACGAUUUCACCAUCACAAGGAACAAGAGGCUGGUUGAUUUCCCCUUCUUGCCCACGGUGGAUGGGGAUUUCCUCCCUGAUGAGCCAUGGCGGCUGCUGGAGGCUGGGCACAUCCACACCAAACCCAUCCUCACCGGCAUCACUGCCAAUGAAGGUUCCAUGUUCCUGAUGUUCGGCGCUCCUGGAUUCAGCCUGGGGAAUGACAGCCUGAUCAGCUGGGAGGAGCUGGUGGAGGGAGUAAGGUUCAUGGUGCCGGGAUUGCCAAAGCUCUCCAUCCAGGCAGCAGCAUUGAGGUACAGCCAAGAGGGAAAGGGUCGCGGCCUGGCGCAGCACCGCUGGGCCAUGAACCAAGCUGCCAGCGACUACCUCUUCUUGUGUCCCAUGACUGAGCUGGCCGGGCAGCUGGCGAAUGCUGGGAGCCCCACGUAUGUCUACUUCUUUGCACACCGCUCUUCCGGCUCGCUCUGGCCCCACUGGAUGGGGGCGGUGCACACCACCGAGCUACUCUAUCUCUUUGGGACCCUGGCAUCCGAGGGGGGAGCCAACCACACAUACACGAAGGCCGAGGUGGCACUCAGCCGUAGGGUGAUGCGGUACUGGGCGGAGUUUGCCAGGAGUGGGAGUCCCACAGGGACAGAUAGGAGCAAGGGGCACUGGCCCCUCUACAACACCACAGAGCAGAACUUCUUUCACAUCAGCAAGAAUGAGUCUCGGGUCAAAGGGCCAUUGCCCACGCGGCACUGCAGCUUCUGGGCACGUCUUGAGAGGAUCUCCGGACCCAAGGGCCAACAGAUCCCCAGGGCCUAGGGGGCAAAUGGAGACCAGAACAAAGAAACUCUCACGUGGGGGGAAUCUCACUGUUCGGCCGGGUGAAGGAAUCUUGCGGCAGGUCAGAGGAUGACAGCACCGCCCCUGCAUCUGUCUAUUCUCAGAUCCCCCAAAUCCAUGCUCUGCAGACCUCAUUGCUAGGUACAUCUGGAGAGCACCCUGCCCUUUCAGCUCCCAAACCACCUGCUUCUGUCAAAGAGAGAUAUUACUGCUCCCCUCUUAGCCUCUCUAUGGGGCCCAUGAUCACACCCACUGAGCCUGGCUCUCACAUAUCCCAGAGUGCUUCCGCUCCUGGGCUCCAGCCCCAAGAGGGGUCAAACCCUUUCUCACACCAUGAUUCAGCAAAUUGCAUCCCAGAGAACUGCCAUCCAUCCCCCAUCCACCACACACACCUCUGGGGUUGUGAUGCCCACACACACACACACCACACUCACUGCUGCUGAUUGGUUCAUUAACAAGGACCAUGACAACGAACUGGCCAAACAUCCAAAGUUUUCUGCUGAACCCCAAGUGGAUUAAAGAAUUUCCAUCCUGGAGCUACUAUCCUUCCAUGUGAGAUCUUUUCUAGCUAGGGGUGGGGUGGAGGUAUGAGAGCACACAAAGGUGUGUGUGGGGGGAGCCGGGAUACAUGCUGCUGCUGGGGUUUGACUGGGAAAGUUACAGAGCCUGGAGAGUGCUUAAAACAUGAACAAUCUGGAUCCUCUUCCAUCAAGAACUGGAAACAGAACCCAGGUGUCCUAAUUCUCAGCCACCUCUGCUCUAAACACUAGACACCACUUUCCUCCCAGAGCUGGGAGCAGAACACAGGAGUCCUGACUCCCAGGUCCCACUGCUCUAACUACUAGCCACCACUCCUCUCCCAGAGCUCGUGAUAGCACCCAGGAAUCCUGACUCCCAGCCCUCCCACUCUAACCACUAGAUUCCUCUCCCGCAGCCAAACGUGAUUGUGGGAUCUCAGUGAAAGCCUUAAAAGGCUCUUCAUUCUCAAAUUUCCUGUGCUGUAAACACAAAAAAUAAGUUGGGGCUUCUGUGUGUGACACACACAGAGUGUGAUUUGACCAAAUUCAAUUAGCUAGCCUGUGGCAAAGCCAGGAAAUGAGACCUCGAUGAGGAGCCUUAUGACCAUUUGUUUUUAAACAAAGCAAUCUUCCUAGAAUGGUGCAGAAUGAGAAAAGGUUAUUAAUGUAUGUAUUUAUUUAUUGACAUUUCCAUAAUUGCUUCUGAUCAAUUUUGGCCAUGCCCAAGUAGAUCAAUACCAUUUGUGCUGUUAUGGAUAUAUGGACAUAUUAUGGCAGCAGUCACCAGGUGGCACUACAGGACAAUCUUAAAAGUUCUUUUUCUUAGGGUGUGGGCACUGUUCAGUUUUUGAAGAUGUUGUUAAUUUUGCAAUGCAGAUUCUGUUUGGGGAGCUGUGGCUGUGGUAAACAGCAAGGGAAUUUAGAGUAGAGUUAAGUCAAGUUUUGGGGCAGAGGUGCUUCUCACAAACUAGGAAUUAGUGGUGGGCUGAGAUUUUUAAAAGGCAGGUUUGCCUGCAUCCCAUUUAUGACCACCUCUGUUCAAGGACUGAUGGAUAUAGUGUAAAUACACAACUCGCAAUAGAACAUACCCUGACUCUGCACCAUCGAUUUCUCCUUCAAAGCAAUUGACCUGCAAGGCUCUGACAUCUGCUACCGCUUGGCAAAGGGGGCUACAGUAUAUAGUCAAUAAAUAAGAUAGCUAUUAUCAUUACUUGUGUCAAUAUUUAGCUUCUGUUCAGCCACAGCUUCAAAUGAAAGUUGCAGGUCUGGAAAUCAGGAUCACGGUGUGUCAAGCUGGGGACUCAAGAAAAGUGGCACCCUGAAAUAACCAUACCUUCUGCAGCCAGUGUAGUGUCAAAAGCUGCUAGAGGCAUGGAUUACUUCUAUCUUGUGUGUAAUUCCUUAUCCUGGAGGACAGAGAUGGGGGAAUUCACCUUACCACACCCUGCACAGACAAAAGCAUCCAGUGGGUCUCCUAAAAUCAGCCCCCAGAUUCAAUUUGCCACUCCAUCCCCUCCUCUCAGUUUUUUCCGUCCUAGGAAAAACCCACCAGCAGCUCCCUGUUUGAUAAUCCCCUUCUUGAUCCAUCUCCACUGCAGCUCUUUACCUUCCAGGGGCUGGGAUGAUCUGGAACAAAACGUGGAUGUUACACUGCGGCCAGUCAAGGUGAGAAGGACAAUUGGGAAGGUUUCAGAAGGAGCUUUAGUCCAUUUCACACUGAUUCCCCCCAGGCUCUUUCCCUGCAGACAGUCACUGACACUACACCAGGGCUACCCCCACAGAGACAUUUUUAUCCCCUCUCCCCUCGUGUCCCUGAGCCAAAUGCUAGCAAGGAGCAGAAUCAAAGGAGCUGCUUUGGGGAUUCCCCCGAUACAGUCCCCAGGACAGCACUUUCUACAGUUUUGACAGGACUAUCCAAAGGUCCCGGCUUUGGCUGCUGCUGCUCCCACUGGUUGGCUCCUCGCUGCAUUUCUGCUCUAGAACUUGACUUUGUGGUUAUUAUUGAGCUGCUCACCCAGAGGUGGCUGUUUUUUAGCACUGGGUGAGCAAUCUCGGUGCAGUGUGACUGUUAUCCAGCUGCCUGGUGGUGCCUGGGUUUCAGUGAGCAUCACAGCCUGGCAUUCCUGAAAACCAUAGAUUGUUUUCCAAACAGGGUCUCUGCUUUUCAGGUCACUAACCCUGCUCUGGAUUCCCAUUGGACUGGCCCUUAUCCCCCUCUCCUGUGUGUACAGAGCCCAGCAAGGGGAUAAAUAAACCUCAAGUGGCUGCUCCCUGGCUGUUGUGCAAGGCGUCAGAGGCACCCCGUAUCCCCUGUUCACCAGUGAGAGCAGCCAAACCUGCUCCUGGGUGAGGUACAUCUGUGCAUCCCUCCAUCUUAGAUAUGGCUUACUGGGCUCUACCUCUCACCAGGGCCAAAAAAACCCUCCCCUUGCUGGGUAAUAACUCCCCUUAAACUUCUUCCAUACAUUUCCUCCUUCCCACGGGAAACCUGACUCAGUACUGUUCCACAGCUGGGACGAGAACCCAGGAAUCCUGGUUGCCAACCCCCCCUCAAGCCCACUCCCCUGUCAGAGCUGGCACUAGAACCCAGGAGUCCUGGUUCCUAAUCCCCCACGGGCCAUUCCCCUGCCAGAGAACCCAGGAGUCCUGGUUGCCAACCCCCCUCAAGCCCACUCCCCUCCCAGAGCUGCAAAUAGAACCCAGGAAUCCUGACUCCUAUGCCAUGGGGGGAAGGGAGCUCAGGAACUAUGGCCCAUUGUCUCUCUGGUUUCUCUCCAGAAGAGCUGAGUGGUUUGGUUGAGGGGGGCACCUGCCCCACUAGGAACUGAGCUGUGAGCACAGCAGAAAGCCAGAGCCCACAGGGGGCAUGUUCAGGGGAUCUGGGAGGGCAAAAGGAACUCUCCUGCCUGUACGGGACCCUGCCAGGGCUGAGAAACCUGCGGGGGCGAGGAAGGAUAUGUUUGGGACGCUGAACCUGCCCGUCAGUGGAGGAAUUCACAGGGACAGAGAUUUCAGCACCAUAGGGCCCAUUUCCCAUCCUCCCAACCCUGGGGCUGGAGCAGAGCCAGCAUCCCAUAGAGGGAGCCCUGGGCCACAUUAACAGGGGCGGGGGCGGGGAAUGUGGUCCCGUGGCAGUUGGGAGGAGGCAGCAGUGGGGAGGGGCAGGUGACUGGCGGCUGGUGGUUGUGAAGAGCUGGGGUGUGGCACACUGGGGCUGGACAGGCUCCAUUGGGGUCUCUUGCUCUUCAUUUCCCCUCCUGUGGGCCUGCCAGGCUGGCAGAACAUGGUGACCCGGACCUGGAGCCACAAAGGGACUUAGUAACGCUGAACUUGUAACGCUGAACGUUGCAACACCUAACUUUUUCAGA
Malaclemys terrapin pileata is the source of this 7947-nucleotide messenger RNA. RefSeq names its product acetylcholinesterase-like. The coding region runs from base 2346 to 4040 and encodes 564 amino acids. The record is from RefSeq and is a predicted model, not a curated record. Gene Ontology annotation, cellular component: plasma membrane. Gene Ontology annotation, biological process: choline metabolic process; acetylcholine catabolic process. NCBI's taxonomy places the organism in Eukaryota, Metazoa, Chordata, Testudines, Emydidae. The transcript is spliced from 4 exons. Gene Ontology annotation, molecular function: acetylcholinesterase activity.